GGCUGUGCCGCUACGGCCGGCGGGCAGCUUCCUCCGGGGCCGGCACCGCGGCGAACGGCGGGAUCUCCUCCCACCUUGUGAAAUGCCAUCUGUUUAGGCGUGACGGUGAGUUAUGGCUGAAGAGUACACAUGGGUAUAGAUUUAUAGAUUGUGUUUUGGAGUCGUGGAGAAUUCACAGUCUUUCUACAAUGGAAGAAAGGACAAAUUGUGUGAAGUCACAUAGUUCACUGGCUGAAUACAGCCCCGUCAAUAAGCCAGACAGGACAGAUCCAAGCUGUGAAACACAGGAAAACCCCAAUGCAAUGCAACUGAAGAAAGAAAUAUCUUUGAUAAAUGGGAUAAGCCUUAUAGUAGGCAACAUGAUUGGUUCAGGUAUCUUUGUCUCUCCCAAAGGAGUUCUCAUCUAUAGCAAAUCUUACGGAUUGUCUUUAGUAAUUUGGGCAAUUGGAGGGAUUUUUUCAGUCUUUGGAGCCCUCUGCUAUGCUGAACUUGGAACCACUAUUACAAAGUCAGGAGCCAGCUAUGCAUAUAUCUUGGAGUCUUUUGGGAGCUUCAUUGCUUUUAUUCGUUUGUGGACAUCACUCUUAAUUGUUGAGCCAACUAGUCAGGCCAUCAUUGCCAUCACCUUUGCUAACUACAUAGUUCAGCCUUUCUUCCCUUCUUGUGAUCCUCCAUACUUGGCUUGCCGUCUGAUAGCAGCUGCUUGUGAAUGUCUUCUAACAUUUAUAAACUGUGCCUAUGUAAAAUGGGGAACACGAGUGCAGGAUAUAUUCACCUAUGCUAAAGUCAUUGCUCUUAUUGUCAUCAUCACAACUGGAAUUGUUAAAUUAUUCCAGGGUUAUUCAUCGCACUUCGAGAACUCUUUUGAGGGAUCUUCUUUUGACAUAGGAGACAUUUCCCUGGCACUCUAUUCUGCCUUGUUCUCCUACUCCGGUUGGGAUACCCUCAACUACGUAACGGAAGAGAUCAAAAACCCUGAGAGGAACUUGCCACUGGCUAUUGCAGUGUCUAUGCCAAUUGUGACUGUUAUCUAUAUUCUGACCAAUAUAGCUUACUAUACAGUGCUGGAUGUUGAGGCCAUUCUUUCUAGUGAUGCUGUGGCAGUGACCUUUGCUGACCAGGUGUUUGGUAUCUUCAGCUGGACAAUUCCCAUUGCUGUAGCCUUUUCUUGUUUUGGUGGACUUAAUGCUUCCAUUCUAGCAUCAUCAAGGCUGUUUUUUGUAGGAUCUCGGGAAGGUCACCUUCCUGAUCUGCUUUCUAUGAUCCACGUAGGGAGGUUCACACCUGUGCCAGCGCUGCUCUUCAAUUGUUUUAUGACCCUUAUUUACCUGGCUGUUGAAGAUGUCUUCAAGCUUAUUAAUUACUUCAGUUUCAGUUACUGGUUUUUUGUUGGUCUGUCUAUUGCUGGGCAAUUAUAUCUGCGGUGGAAGGAACCAGACCGACCCAGGCCUCUUAAGCUGAGUGUGGCUUUCCCAAUUAUAUUCUGUAUAUGUACAGUAUUUCUGGUGGUAGUGCCACUCUAUAGUGACACUAUAAAUUCAUUGAUUGGAAUUGCCAUUGCUUUAUCUGGAAUUCCAGUCUUUUUCUUGGGAGUGUAUUUACCUGCAUCAAGGAGACCUCAGUUUAUCAACAAGCUUGUAGGUGUAGUCACACGGAACAUGCAGCUGCUCUGUUACUGUGUUUUAACAGAGAUGGACCCAGCUGAAGAAAAGAAGUUAGAAAUCAAAUCCAACUAAAAUUUUUAAGGCAUUACAAGAAACAGUAGGGGAGGAUAAAGCAAUUCUGACAACAAAAGGGAAGAGAUGGAACCGGAAAGAAGGGGGGAAAACUUUUCCAGUGGUCUUGAAGAAACACUGAAAAUGUACUUACCUGCAGCUGACCUCCAACAUCGAUCGUAACAGGUCACCCUCCUCAACUAUGGCAAAUUUUCAGGGUGUUUUCAGUGGGUGAUGAUUACCUACCCCUUUCAGGCACACAAGCUACACAUCAGUGCUGUUCCUUCAUCAGAAUUGGUAUUAAAAUGGUAAGAGCUAAUGGAUCAAAUUAGGUUUCUGCAGACCCAGGUGGUGAAGUAAUGCGUUUUCAAGUCAGACUGAACCCCACUCUGGCUUGAGAGACCAGAAGUCAUUUCUGUCUUAAAGUCUGAUGGAUGUUUGCAUGAAAUGAUUUGCUGUGCUAUCUCAGGAGACAACUGGUCACAACAAACUGCCUAAAUUUGUCAUUGUUAGCAGAAAAAUGAAUAAAGUUGUGCUACAUUAUUUAAAGACUGAACCAAGCUUUCUUCCUUCAAGAUGAGU
Molecule: messenger RNA, 2297 nt
Organism: Dryobates pubescens (Downy woodpecker)
Lineage: Eukaryota; Metazoa; Chordata; Aves; Piciformes; Picidae
Gene: SLC7A6
Product: solute carrier family 7 member 6
Exons: 11
Coding region: 189-1736 (515 amino acids)
Biological process (GO): amino acid transmembrane transport
Cellular component (GO): membrane
Molecular function (GO): L-amino acid transmembrane transporter activity
Source: RefSeq, a predicted model, not a curated record